AUGGCGUUUGUAAAGCAGCCCGUUCGCUUAGUCCAGGCUAUGUACGAGUGUACCGUGCAGUGUCAAGCCGAGCAGCUCGGCAAGUUGUACAACGUGAUCUCAAAGCGCCGCGGCGACAUCUACUCGGAAGAGCUGUCUGAUGGUACAGCACUUUUUACAGUGAAAGCUCACUUGCCAGUUGUAGAAAGUUUUGGAUUUGCCACAGAUCUAUUGACUCAAACAUCUGGCGCGGCGAGCAACCCUCAACUCGUUUUUUCGCAUUGGAGCAUCAUCGAUAUGGAUCCCUUUUUUCAGCCCCAAACCGAAGAAGAGCGCGAAGAUUAUGGAGAGUGGGUGUACGAGCGCAAUUAUGUCAGGAGAUACAUCGAAGUAGUGCGCAAGCGGAAGGGUCUGUCUCGUGACGAGAAGAUUGUCGUUCAUGCUGAAAAACAGCGCACGCUAAAGAGAUAA
Messenger RNA from Peronospora matthiolae, 450 nucleotides. Lineage: Eukaryota; Oomycota; Peronosporomycetes; Peronosporales; Peronosporaceae. The record is from the annotation of a GenBank genome assembly.